Ochotona curzoniae (black-lipped pika) is the source of this 531-nucleotide messenger RNA. It is a transcript of the gene TMEM190, whose product is annotated as transmembrane protein 190. Gene Ontology annotation, biological process: hematopoietic progenitor cell differentiation. Gene Ontology annotation, cellular component: inner acrosomal membrane. The coding region runs from base 1 to 531 and encodes 176 amino acids. NCBI's taxonomy places the organism in Eukaryota, Metazoa, Chordata, Mammalia, Lagomorpha, Ochotonidae. The transcript has 5 exons. The record is from RefSeq and is a predicted model, not a curated record.
AUGGUGGGCUCUGGGAUCCCAGUGCUGGGCCUGCUCCUGCUGCUGCAGGGCACCGUAGAGGGGAAUGGAAUCCAGGGAUUCUUCUAUCCGUGGAGCUGUGAGGGGGAUGUGUGGGACCGUGAGAGCUGCGGGGGCCAGGCGGCCAUCGAGAACCCCAACCUGUGCCUGCGCCUGCGAUGCUGCUACCGUGACGGCGUGUGUUACCACCAGCGGCCUGAUGAAAAUAUGCGCAGGAAGCACAUGUGGGCGCUGGGCUGGACGUGCGGAGGCCUCCUUUUCUUGAUCUGCAGCAUCUGCCUGUUCUGGUGGGCCAAACGCCGAGACCUGGUGCACCUGCCCAUGUUCCUUCAAGGCAAAUGCGACCUGUCCAGGACGGUCUCACUGCUGUCCAAGGACCGGGCCAGCGAGAAGAAGACGCCAUCGGUCGGCAGCAUGCCCGCUGUCCUGCCUGUGGAGGGGGACAUGGGCAUGGAAGGGGAGGGAACCACGGAAGGCGGCGAGGAAACGGAAGGGGGAGAGGAUGAAGAUUAG